AUGUCGGAGGCCCUCCUCUUAUCGAUGAUACAGAAGCUGAAGUUUUGUCCUCUCAUCUCGGAGGACCAAUCAUAUGAGGAUGAGGAUUUAAUUUGUGAUUUAGUAUAUCUCAGCCAGCGAAUGACUGAUGUUAAAAAAGAGAUGAGUGAGAUUGUGGAUAUAGUGAGGGACAAGAAAUUGGAAGAGGGGAGAAGCCUAAAUUUUUUGGUAUCUGACCUUGUCGACGCGGCUGAAGAUGUCUUCCACCUUGUUAAAAAAUGGGAAACCUGUGAUAGAAACUAUGAUUCCAUCUAUGAAUGGAUCGGAGAGAUCAAAAAGCGGAUGCUUAAACUGGGAGAUGAUGAGUCCAACAUGAGAUCAAUAUCAGAAAAUGUUGAAGAUGACAAAUAUGUGGUGGGCUUGGACGAAGAUCUGGAAAUGUUGAUUCGCACAAGGAUUAUUGGUGGGGCCGGAUACAACAGUUGGGCUGGAAAGACAAUGUUUCGCGAAAGGAUUAUUGGUCGGAAAGGAGACCCUAAGACUUGUGGUACUGGAAAGACAACUCUUGCCAGGGAGAUAUACAACCAUCCAACCGUCAUUCAAUACUUCGACCGUCGUGCUUGGGUACAAGAUCCUCAUAAUCUCCAUACAUCUUCCUUAUUGGAGAAUAUGGACAACCGGAGCCUCCAAGCUAUGCUUUGCCAACACCUGCGAGGGAAGAGAUAUCUUAUAGUUCUCGACAACGUUCCCAAAAAGAUAUACUUCGCGUCUUUCUUGGAAGCUCUUCCGAAAAACUUCAAUGGCAAAUUGCUGCUCACAAGUUACACGAUGCAUAUCAACAUACAUGUAGACGAUGAAAAUGUUCAUCAGAUGAAACCUUUGGAUUCUGAUCAGAGCUGGCAGUUGUUUUUGAAAACAAUAAACCAUGGCAACAAAUUGACGGGUGGGCACAAAUUCCCAAUGUCCUUGCAGCCUAUGGGAAAACAAAUGUUGAGAAAAUGUGACGGUCUGCCAUUAGCUAUAAAAGAGGUGGGAAAGCAGUUAGUGGAAAAGAAAGUCUCGGGUAAAAGUGAAUGGGCACAACUUCUUGAAUCAGUUGAUUUUGGUUCAGUAUUGAAGUUAUUGGAAUCGUUUUAUCAUAAAUUGGAUCCCAAACUGGAGUCAUGUUUCAUGUGUAUGGCCUUCUUUAAGCAAAAAAUAACUUUGAGGAAAGAAAAGUUGACAGAGAUUUGGGUUGCAGGGGGAGUGGUUUCAAGAUAUGACUGUGAAUCAUAUUUAGACGAUUUGAUCAAUGAAUCUGUUAUUGAUGUCAAGGACAAGAGUACAGAGUAUCGCAUGAAUGCUUUGCUACACAUGCUAUCCAUUCAAAAAGCAGAGGAGAAACUUGGUUUUGAGAUUCUAAGGAACAAUAAUGGAAACAAUCGACCCUCUGAGAGUCCUCGUCAACAUUGUGUUAUUAUUUGUAGCAGAGACAAGUUCAGCUACUCCACGGAUCAAGAUAAAUAUCUUGUUUCUCUCUUUUUCCAUGGAGGUGGUUACUUCGACACUACUCCAUCAUAUUGGAAGCGCUUUGAACUACUUGAUAUACUUGACUUGGAAGAUUUUGGGUUGAAGAUUUUCCCGGAAACUAUCGGCAGAUUGAUGGAAUUAAGAUACUUGGGAUUGAGAAAUAAUUACAUACAAGAGCUCCCAGGCUCAUUGGGGUGCUUGAAAAAGCUUGAGGUUCUUGAGAUGGCUCAGAACUUUAUGGUGGAGGUCCCAGAUAUUAUUUGGGAAAUGGAUAGCCUUCUUCACCUCUACAUGUCUGAUGUGAUUUGCCGCAAGCCUUUGAAGGUAGGUGCGCUACAGAAUCUGAAGACCUUAACCUACAUCUCGGUUGAUAAUUGGACGUAUGAGCUCUCGGGCUUAACAAUGUUGACUCGUCUUGAAAAGUUGGGCAUAGAAGAAUUGGAUGGAAAUUCAGAUGUAAGCAAGCUGUUUGUGUCAUUGGCUGACUUGAAGAAUCUUAAACAUCUAAUUUUAAGAGGGUAUCGUUUCAGAAGCAUGCCUUGUUUGGACGAGCUUCGUAUUCUACAAAGUGUUCGUACACUCAAAUUGGAUGGAUGCCUUGCCAGGCUUCCAAGAAGUUUCCCUCCAAAUAUUGUUUCAUUGACGUUGGUUAAUAGCUAUCUUGAUGAAGACCCCAUGCCACUACUAGGGAAGCUAUGCUGUCUAGAGUACCUCAAAUUGCGGAAUGCAUACACUGGUCAACAAAUGGUCAUCUUGGUUGGUGGUUUUCCCGAGCUCGAGGUCCUGUACAUCGAAGAGUUGUGGAACCUGAGAAAUGUACAAGUUGCAGAAAGUGGAAUGAUUUGGCUCACGAAAUUAUUAAUCUAUGAUUGUCCAUAUCUGGAUACCCUUCAGGAAGCGAUUGGGUCGUUUUCAUUUUUGAAUGAGUUAAAGAUGGUGACAACCAAAAGCAUUGCAGCAAAUAUCAGGAAUUCAGACUUAAUCUCCAAAAUAAGGACCAUGAAUAUCAACCCAUGA
Messenger RNA from Salvia miltiorrhiza (redroot sage), 2505 nucleotides. Its product is annotated as probable disease resistance protein At1g58602. Gene Ontology annotation, biological process: defense response to other organism. The record is from RefSeq and is a predicted model, not a curated record. Gene Ontology annotation, molecular function: protein binding; ADP binding. Bases 1 to 2505 code for a protein of 834 amino acids. NCBI's taxonomy places the organism in Eukaryota, Viridiplantae, Streptophyta, Magnoliopsida, Lamiales, Lamiaceae. The transcript has 4 exons.